GGCUGCUCUAUUACACAAGCAAGAUACUGCCAGCCAGCCAACCAGUCAGCCAGUCAGCCCCACCUAAUUUUGUGUCUCUCGCAUCUGCCUGUGUCCUGCUCAAUGCCACAUUGUCACACUUAACCCACCUGCUCUUUCAUGCGCUGAGGACUCAUUCCAGCUAGAACAACUUGAUAUUUCAUUUCCCAUCUGUAAACACCUGUUACUUCUGAAGAUUCCUCAUAAAACCAAUACCAAAGAAGGCUACUAUGUUGACCUUAGCCAAAGUUACAUUGAUCUCAAGUCUGUUCAUUAUGUUACCAUUUGGGAGACCUCAGAAACAAAAUCCAAGAAGAAAUGCAACUCAGUAUACCAUAGAAGAUUUGAAAACAAUGGGAAUCAAAUCCAUUCCUUUGGAAAGGAGCACAAACAUAACUUCAGAGAAUGAAAGUAGUAAUACCUCCAAACCCAUGGUGACAGAUGCCUCUCUUUUGGAUCUACCCACAAUCUAUGAAACAAGAAAUUCCACCAGUAACUGGCUAACAGCUAGCUCUACUGAGGAUCCAAGACCUACCUCCACAUAUUCUAUCCCUCCCUUGGCUCAUGGUUUUGUUUCCAAGUUGCCUUUGAACUCAUCCACAGCAGAUGUAAAUCCUUUACAAGUCUCAGCACAUUCCAAUUCCGUACAUCCCACAUCACCAGACAACUUUACUUGGUCUCUGGACAAUGACACCAUGCAUAUUCCUGACAAUAUUUCCAGUACAGCCAGUAUCCUCCCUCUGCCUCCAAUGACCACACCUGUGACCCCUUUGACAAUCGAACCUACUGGAUGGCUUGACACAAACGAUGACAACUUUGCUGGGUUUACCCCAUAUCAAGAAAAAACAACUUUGCAGCCUACCUUAAAAUUCACCAAUAAUUCAAAACUUUUUCCCAAUCCAUCCGACCCCCAAAAAGAGACUAAGAAUACAGCAAUAGUAUUCGGCACCAUUUUAGGGGCAAUUCUGGGUGCUUCCCUGCUUAGCCUUGUUGGCUACUUAUUGUGUGGACAACGGAAAACAGAUUCAUUUUCCCAUCGGCGACUUUACGAUGACAGAAAUGAACCAGUUCUGCGAUUAGACAAUGCACCAGAACCUUAUGAUAUCAAUUUUGGAAAUUCUAGUUACUACAACUCAACUGUGAGAGAUUCAUCCAUGCCAGAAGGUGGAGAAAGUGUGCAUGAUACCAUUCCCAUGGAUGAUAUACCUUCACUUCGAACCUCAAUAUAAAACAAGGAGAAGAAUGGCUACAGAGGGCAAGAGUUCAUCUCCAUUGUGACCUUUUAAUAAAUUCACCUUUCAAGAGGUUCUGCAAGAUCAUUGCUGUGCCUUCUUCACAGGGAGAGCUGCAAAUGCAGGAGCUGUGCAGCAGAACAGCGGGUCCAUCACCUAAAAGCUUUCUUCCCUUACAGUCUUCAGAGGGCCUGAAGCAUGCAAUAUAUAAUCAUACUUUGUAUUUCCAUUUAUUUCUCUAGAAAACCCUUGUGGAAUAAGGUAAAAUUAAUACACAUCACCAUGGCAGCACUGGAUGAUAACUUAAUAAUAACCAUUCUUCACACAAAAUCUGGGGACCAAAACUACAUGUUCUUAAAAUAUUUGGUGUUUAAACAAGAAACUAGAGUUAACUCUUCACUCCUCUUGUCUGUAAUAGAGAACUACAGAACAAAACAAGCAUUUUCUUGGGGCACAAUUCGGAUGGUAUUUUUUUUUUUUUGUUUCAAAGCCAGAAAUAUGAUAUGGUAAAGUUUCUGAUCCUGAGAAAUUAAGGCAAUAAUAAUGAAAGCCGUGUCGUCUUCUAAUACAUUUCAGUUUUCUACAACAGCACACA
Messenger RNA from Peromyscus eremicus (cactus mouse), 1845 nucleotides. RefSeq names its product mucin 15, cell surface associated (gene Muc15). The record is from RefSeq and is a predicted model, not a curated record. Lineage: Eukaryota; Metazoa; Chordata; Mammalia; Rodentia; Cricetidae. The transcript has 4 exons. Bases 249 to 1247 code for a protein of 332 amino acids.